AUGGACGAGGAGGGCGCCCCGCGCGACGGGUUCACCUUCGAGAGCGCGCUCCGGGCCUGCGCAGGCGCCCGGUCCGCCGAGCUCGGUCGGGCCGUGCACCGCGACGCCGUGAGCGCCGGCCUCGCUGCCGACGUCUCCGUGUGCGACGCCCUCGUGGAGAUGUACGCCCAGUGCGGCGACCUGGAGAUGGCGUGCCAGGUGUUUGACGCAAUGCCGGAGAGGGACGCCGUCUCGUGGAACGUCAUGCUCGCUGGCUUGCUGGGGCACGGUGGCCUCUCUCCUCAGGCAACGGAGGUCUGGAGAAGGAUGCUCGGAGAAGGGCACAAGCCCGACUCGGUCGUGCUGUCGAAGAUGCUCUGCCAUCACCCUGAUGAUGGCAAACAGGGACUGGAGGUUCAUGCCUGGGUGAUUCGCCAUGAGCUUGAGAUAGAGUUGCCAGUGGCAAAUGCUCUGAUUGGAAUGUACGCCAGAAAGAAACAGCUAGGACAUGCUCUUUCCAUUUUCGAGUCGAUGCCCGCGAGGGAUCUGGCGUCAUGGAAUGCUAUAAUCUCUGCACACAGCCAACAUUUCGGCGUUCUCAUGAUGUUCCGCCGCAUGGUUGACUCCGGACUGCAGCCGAACGAGGCCACCUUCGUCGCGGUGCUGUCCGCGUGCGACAAUCUAGGGUUGGUGGAGGGCGGCAUGAGGCUGUUCUCUGAGAUGGAGAACAAGUACAGGAUUCAGCAUACUGUACAGCACUGUACCUCUGUGGUCAACAUGCUAGGCAAAGCUGGGAUGGUGGAUGAGGCUUAUGAGUUCAUGUCGAAGCGGCCGCGUCUCGGCAGCGAGCCAACAGUCUUGAGGGCGCUGCUUCAUGCUAGUUCAGUACAUGGCAACAUAAGGAUAGGCGAAAUUGCCGCCAAGAAGUUAUUCGACCUGGAGCCUGACAAUGCGCAUCAUUUCGUCACACUGAUGAAAAUGUAUGACAACACGGGUAGGUUGGAGGAGCUCGAGAAGGUGAAGAAAACGAUGAGGGAUAAAGGGCUUUAA
Messenger RNA from Triticum turgidum subsp. durum (durum wheat), 1029 nucleotides. NCBI's taxonomy places the organism in Eukaryota, Viridiplantae, Streptophyta, Magnoliopsida, Poales, Poaceae. The record is from the annotation of a GenBank genome assembly.